GCCUGAAUGUACAACGCACCUUCGGCCUCGCUCGCCUAUAUAACCACCACCAACACGAGCACUGAAACGCCUCCAUGGAUCGUAGCCUUCAGCUGAACUUUGUUCUUUCUUUCUAGCUCAAAGUUACACUGAUCCUAGCACAGUCACACACUUAGCUUGCUUGGUAUAGCUAAGUAGAGAGAGUGAUUCGUACUCUGUAAUCUUGUUUGUGGCAAAUUAGGGAGGGGAGGGGAGCUGGAGGAGUCGUGGGCGGGGGCGGUGCACCGGUCCGACACCGACAUGCACAGAGCGUCACCGUGGCACUUCCACCGCAGCAAGCGCGCCCCGUUCUCCGCCGCCCUCUCCGCCGCCAACAAGCUGCCCUGGCCGUCGCCGCGCCGCCUGGCUAACCAUGCCGUCCUCAUUUCUGGCCUCUCCUUCCUCUUCCGAUUCGUCGCUCCUCUCUUACCUGAUCCCUGCUAGGCCGCCCCCUCCCCUCCCCAUGGGACAGGGGUACAGUGCCAAUGGCGUUGGCGGUGCGCCGACGAGUGGCGUCGCGGAGGCCGCGAGUGCCGCCGGGGUGGCGGCUCCGAUGAGGCAGGGGAGCAGGCACGCGGGGCACCCACCGCUGCCGCGCCCGCCGCCGCGGGAGUGCCCGCGGUGCGGCUCCGCCAACACCAAGUUCUGCUACUACAACAACUACAGCCGCGCGCAGCCGCGGUACCUCUGCAAGGCGUGCCGCCGGCACUGGACCGAGGGCGGCACGCUCCGCGACGUGCCCGUCGGCGGCGGACGGAAGAACAGGCGCGGAGGCAGGGGCAGCGCCAACUCGAAAGCCUCCUCCGCAGAGACGGUGGCGGCUGCGUCGCAGGGCAUCGGCAGCGCCGACACGUUCCCGGACAUCCUGCGGCAGGUGCUGUUCCAGCCGGCCGCUGCCCUGGGCGGGGGUGGAUACAGCAUUGACCUGAGCGCGUGGCAGCAAAUGGCCACCUCUGCCACGCCGCCGCCGCCGCCGCCGGGAGCCGGCGAUGUUGGCACGCUCGGAGGAGCAGCGGCGGAGGCCAACUGCGGCGCCUUGCAGUACUGGAGCGGGUGGCAGCAAGAUGACAUGCUCGGCCUGGACGGUGCUUGCUAAGUACCAUAGUGCUUGUAUCAGUAUAUGUACGUGCUUAUCUACGUACGGAUAUACGCACGCGUGCCAUACGUACCAGCGUACACGUACUUCCUCUAGCUGUUUUCUGCUCGUAUUAUGUGUUCUUGGCUAAAUACUAGGCUUGUUAAUGUGUACUAUUAUUAUGUGCUUGCCUGUGAUAUUAGUUAUGGCCCAAGUUAAGUGACCACUCUUUAGCUUGCUCAUGUC
Molecule: messenger RNA, 1339 nt
Organism: Phragmites australis (common reed)
Lineage: Eukaryota; Viridiplantae; Streptophyta; Magnoliopsida; Poales; Poaceae
Product: dof zinc finger protein 2-like
Exons: 2
Coding region: 392-1114 (240 amino acids)
Biological process (GO): regulation of DNA-templated transcription
Molecular function (GO): DNA binding; DNA-binding transcription factor activity
Source: RefSeq, a predicted model, not a curated record